CUCCAUCCCAGAGCCUUUAUAAGUAGAGGGACUAACCAUCUUCUGCCUGGAACUUCAGCUUCUGUCCAUCUUCGAGUAUCUUCAUACCUGCAAAGACUCUCCUACUACCAGCUGGCAGUCAUGAGAAUCCUUUUCUUCCUUGUUGCUGUUCUCUUCUUCCUCUUCCAGGCUGCUCCAGCUUACAGCCAAGAAGCUGCUGACACCUUAGCAUGCCGGCAAAACCGGGGUUCCUGCUCAUUUGUUGCAUGCUCUGCUCCUCUGGUUGACAUUGGGACCUGCCGUGGUGGGAAGCUGAAAUGCUGCAAAUGGACACCCAGUUCCUAAAACUGACACCUCACUGACCACACAGACAAGAGCUCUUCGUAUCUGAGACAUCUCCCAUUUUUGACAUCAAUGGAUCCCAGCCUCGGUGCAAACCUGGGAGCCUUCCCAUGGGGCUGAAGACCCUUAGGAGCACAAGAAGACCUGAGGAGGAGUUCUUGUACCCCGAUAAAGAGAUUUGCAGUUUCAAUUCUAAUAAAAGCAAGUUACUGUGAAACCA
Molecule: messenger RNA, 541 nt
Organism: Harpia harpyja (harpy eagle)
Lineage: Eukaryota; Metazoa; Chordata; Aves; Accipitriformes; Accipitridae
Product: gallinacin-9
Exons: 3
Coding region: 121-324 (67 amino acids)
Biological process (GO): defense response to Gram-negative bacterium; innate immune response in mucosa; defense response to Gram-positive bacterium
Cellular component (GO): extracellular region
Molecular function (GO): CCR6 chemokine receptor binding
Source: RefSeq, a predicted model, not a curated record